Oncorhynchus kisutch (coho salmon) is the source of this 1271-nucleotide messenger RNA. Its product is annotated as voltage-gated hydrogen channel 1. Lineage: Eukaryota; Metazoa; Chordata; Actinopteri; Salmoniformes; Salmonidae. Bases 229 to 912 code for a protein of 227 amino acids. Gene Ontology annotation, cellular component: plasma membrane. Gene Ontology annotation, biological process: proton transmembrane transport. The transcript has 6 exons. Gene Ontology annotation, molecular function: voltage-gated proton channel activity. The record is from RefSeq and is a predicted model, not a curated record.
CGGUGCGGUUCCAAAUUUAAUGCAGUCAACUUUCGUCUACACGGGCGCCGUUCCUCUUGGAAUGUGCUGGUUCUGGGACAGAGGCGGAGUUGAGGACAAAGGUUUUAUGGGAAAAACGGAGGACAUCAACAACUUUUCAACGGGACUAUAGACUAUUAAAGCUCUAGGUCUACAUUAAGGAAAACCACAGUCUCUUUGUGGUGGGCCACCCCACCCCCCUGCAGCACCAUGUCCAAGUACCUGAGGCAUUUCACCACGGUGGGUGAUGACCACACAGCCCAUUGGCACAACGAGGGGCUGCAUGAGGCUAGAGAGGAGACGGGACCAGCCACAGGACAGCUGCCCCACUUACAAGUCACCUUCAGAGACUCCCUGAAGAGACUCUACAGCUCAGACAGAUUCCAGAUAGCUGUGGUAUGCCUGGUCAUCCUGGAUGCAUUCUUUGUGCUGGGCGAGCUACUGAUCGACCUGUCAAUCAUCAAGUUGGAGCAUGGGCACGUUGCCCCUCAGAUCUUCCACUACCUGAGUCUGGCUCUUCUCACCUUCUUCAUGGUGGAGCUGGCUGGAAAGCUCUUUGCCUACCGGCUGGAGUUCUUCCAUCACAAGUUUGAGGUGUUUGAUGGGCUGGUGGUGAUUGUGUCCUUCAUCCUGGACAUUGUGUAUAUCGCCAGUGAAGAUGCCUUUGACGGCAUGGGCCUCCUGAUCCUCCUCAGGCUCUGGAGGGUGGCCAGGAUCGUCAACGGAAUCCUGAUGUCUGUGAAGUCACGGGCCGAUCGCGAAGUUCAAACGCUGAAGGAGAGCAACGAUCACCUGGUCCAGCAAGUUAACGACCUACAAGAGCACAAUGGCAAGAUGGAAAAAGAGAACAGUAAACUACGAGCUCUCCUCCGACAGCAUAAAAUUGAGUUCUGAUGCAGGAAGAGGAACAUGAUGCCAUUUUUCAUUAUCCACUUAUAGUGUCAUUGGAAUUGUUCUAUAAACAAGGCUAUAUUCUAAAUAGUGUUCACCAUCCAUAUACCAUUUCAGUAAGUAAUUCCACAAUGACAGGAGCUUACACUGAGUUACUAGCCUGGUCCUAGAGGCGUUUGUACUCUUGCUAACUCAAUUGUUGUAAUUCUCAAGCCAAACUUUUGGCAUGACAAUGAGUGAAAAUAAGUUGGUAUGAUAACACACUGGCACUCAGGCUAGAUACAAUUGAGGUUGAAAGUUUACAUACACCUUAGCCAAAUGCAUUUAAACUCAGUUUUUCACAAUUCCUGACAUUUAAUCCA